AUGGUGCCUCCGAAUCAGCAGUUGGCGUUGCCACCGCCACCUCGCGUGUCCCCGACCGCCGAUUCCCUGCCGCCCGCCGUUAUCUUCUCUGCAAGCAUCAAUAUUGUAGCCCAGCGAGUGGAGAGGCCCGGAGACGGCGCGGGCGAGGAGGGCGUCGUCGGCGGCGGCGUACCGGGUGGCGGCGGCGGCAUCCGCUGUCCGGCGCCCAUCUCUCGCCUGCGCGUGGAGAAGAUCGAGGGCGGCCUCAUGGUGGCGGGGGUGGUGGUGGCGGCCAACUGCCAGCUGGCGCUGCCGGCGUUCGGCUUCCUCUUCGUGCUGGUGGGAUGCGUGCUGACGGCGGCGUCGUACCGCGGCCCGGCCGAGGACGAGGAGCCCGAACACUACGCGGCGCGCAUCGCCUUCACGGGCAACUCGCGCGUGCUGGGGCCCGCGUGCAUCGUGGUGGGGCUGCUCAUGCUGGCCGCCGGCGUCGGCCUGUGCCUGCUCACGCGCCGCGCGCGACGCCGCGAGCGACGCGUGGGCUUCCACUGCCCGCUGCACGGGGACUUCUACCCGCUCAGCCCCGUCAGCGGCGUGCGCUCCUUCGUAAACCAGGCACCCGAUAUUUUUGUUACGGAAAUCAGGUUGCUGAGUCCAACUCUGCCAGGUUCUGAUGAGACUGUAAAGGUGCCUACAAGCACUAUAUUACCCAGUGAAAAUGUUUCCACAGCACAGCCGGAAAUUACUGUUGUGGCUCCUGCUUCACCCCCUACAACACUUGUCAGCCCAACAUUCUCAACAGAGAAUAAAACUUCUGUAUCUUCUGCUCGAGGACCAAGAAAGUCUGUGUCGAUUGUUUUACCAGAAGAGGACAAAGGAUGACCUUUUGAUGACAGUGAGAAAUUGUAAAAUGACAGACAUGAAGGAGUCAGGCAGUGACUGCCAUGUCACAAUAAUUUUAUAUAUUUUUAUGUAACAUUUCAAAAAUAGCCAUUUGUUUCUUUGUUUGUAAAAUAAAUCUUAUUAAACAUCAUCUCCAGAUAAUAGCUCAGCUGAAUAUGUCAACGAAAGCUACAAUGUCAGGUAGAAUUUAGGAGCACAUGACAAAAAUCAUCAGAGCUAGUUAAAAACAUCACUGAUAGACAUUAUAGUUCUUCUCUGUUACGUCAUUUUGAUCCACUACCAGAUAAUGUUAUAUUUAGUGAUGGUGUAAAGUUUUAUUGCUCAGAUACAUGGAUGUGGCUGAACAAUGUGAUGUUAUUACUGGAAAUAACUCAGAAACAAGAAAAAAGACAAAAUAAUCAACAGACGAGGAUGUACUGGAGACUUGCAAAAACGCCUUUGUCCGUCCUUUGGCGUGCCAACAAGCGAGUGUGAUUCUUUAAUUGUGCCAUACACCUUUAAGAAAAAGGACAACUAUCAUGCAAUAUCAGAAAUAAUUUCAACACAACAGCAUUCACUUAAUUUUAAUUAAACACUAAUGAUCUUUAAGGAAUGCUGAAAAAUAUUUUACGAAUCUGUGCACAUAAAACAUAGGAAAAUUCUCCAGACGUUUGUUCCUUGAUAUUUUACAUAAACUCAGUCAUAAAAUUUAAUUUUCAAUUUCAAACACUUGCUAUGUAACUGCUUCCUAGCACUUGUGAACACAUUCAUGCAGUGAGAAUUCACUAAAGCUAAUUUACGGUACACAGAAGAGAAUACGAACUUGCAGGUGUGGUAAGUCACAAUGUAUAUAGCUUGCUUUAAUUUUUGUGAUAUAUUGUGAUCAAUUUAUGUGCAAUAUUGCACUAGAAAUAAGCAUAAUGAGUGAUAUAUUUUUUUUAAUUUGUGUGUUUAAGUAGACUGUCUUGUGAAAAGUGAUUCGUUUGAAAAUAUAGGAUGCAUGCCCAGAAGUGUAGUAAUCUAUUAUUCCAAAACCAACAUUUGUAAAGAGUUAAGAAUACAAUCUUGUUUAUUACAGACUUUUUGACAAGUAAACAAAUAAUGGUUUUCUUUGAAAACCAAGUAUUGUAUGAAAGGUAUUGCAGACUAGUAGAUUUUAGCAUUUCAUUUUGAAAUAAUAAAUAUAAAAAAUUCGAACAAAUAUACUACUAUUUAAAUUUGCCAGGAAGAAAAUAUAUUCAAGUUUGAAAGUUACUCUUCAUAAAUGCUGAUAUGUUGUACUUACUAGUCAUAAGUCUGUAUUGAAAAUGGAAGAUAUUUCAUCAAUUGUAAUUUUGUUGAGCACUGACUGGCCAAUCUUGUAAAGUACAAGUGUAUGGCAUUGUAGAAGCCAGUUCUUUUAUACUUGUGUAUAUCAUCUGGGAUCCAAAAAUAGAUAUUUGAAAAUAAGGAAUCCAAGUGCUCCUCUUAUAAUUAUUUCAACUGACCCUUCCUCCAUCAAUGUUCAUCAUCAUCGUCACCACCAUCAAGAUCAUCGUCAUCAAUACUAAUAUUACGUGUUUUUGUCGCAAAUUGGUCAUCUUAGGACAUGAACAUGCAACUUGUAACCACUGAGGCCCAGUCCUAUUCUUCCAGGAGCAAAUGCACGUGUCUUAGUAAUAUUACUA
Molecule: messenger RNA, 2528 nt
Organism: Gryllus bimaculatus (two-spotted cricket)
Lineage: Eukaryota; Metazoa; Arthropoda; Insecta; Orthoptera; Gryllidae
Source: the annotation of a GenBank genome assembly